Messenger RNA from Aspergillus sclerotioniger CBS 115572, 675 nucleotides. RefSeq names its product bifunctional thymidylate/uridylate kinase. Gene Ontology annotation, biological process: dTTP biosynthetic process; dTDP biosynthetic process; dUDP biosynthetic process. Gene Ontology annotation, cellular component: cytoplasm; nucleus; cytosol. The coding region runs from base 1 to 675 and encodes 224 amino acids. Lineage: Eukaryota; Fungi; Ascomycota; Eurotiomycetes; Eurotiales; Aspergillaceae. The transcript has 2 exons. Gene Ontology annotation, molecular function: dTMP kinase activity; ATP binding. The record is from RefSeq and is a predicted model, not a curated record.
AUGGCAGCACAGAAUCCUCCCGCACGACGCGGGGCUCUCAUCGUGGUCGAGGGCCUGGACCGCGCGGGCAAAUCCAGUCAGUGCGAGUCUUUACGCAACAAACUGCAGCAGUUGGGCCACUCGGUCAAAUACAUCCGUUUCCCAGACCGGACCACGCCCAUUGGGAAGCUGAUUGAUGGCUACCUACGUGACCAGUCGCAGUUGGACGACCAUUCCAUCCAUCUCCUCUUCUCCGCCAAUCGCUGGGAAAUCGCCCGCUCCAUCGAGGACGAUAUAGCAGCCGGAGUUACCGUCAUUGUGGACCGCUACUCCUACUCUGGUGCUGUGUACUCGGCCGCCAAAGCCAACCCCACCUUGUCCCUGGAAUGGGCGUGGACGCCGGAAAUCGGAUUGCCUCAGCCUGACCUGUGUCUUUUCCUCAGUAUCGCCCCGGAGGAAGCUGCCAAGCGCGGGGGGUUUGGCGCCGAACGCUAUGAAAACGAAACCAUGCAAAGCCGCGUGCGCGAAUUGUUUCAAACCAUCUUCCGUGUGCAACGCAGCGGCAACAUCCGCGUGAUUGAUGCAGGAAGGUCGUUCGAGAAUGUCUCUAUCGACAUCCAGAAGAGCGCAGUGGACUGCCUAGCCGGAUUGGACUCCAUUGGGCCCUUGAAGAGAUUCGUAUCGAUUGCUGUUUAA